AUGUCAGAGAUCUCUGAAAAUAACCUAACAUCUCUCCUCUAUCAUAUAGCUUUGCCUACAAACUUACCUGGCUUUCAAGAGCCUAACGUAGAGGAGAUUAAUCUAUUGCUCUUAAAAAGUCUUCUCAAUGCAACCAACGAUAUUUGUGCUAUUCCAGAUAUAUCGCAACUCGAACAAUGGAAAUCCAUUUAUCAGUCCCUGAAGAAGACCUCUGAAGUCAAUACUUGUGGAAGUUUGGACAAAAACACUAUAAUUACUUCUCUUCGAGACUUGCAUGGAUCGAAUUUCGUGUUGUACUUUGUAACAGAACAAAAUGCUGGAAUCAUGGUAAGAAUAGAACAAAAUGACGACGGCGAAUCCCUCGUAUUCGAAGUCUCGGAAGCCUCUGCACCUUCUGAGAUAGUUAUCGAAGCCGAGAACGCUUUGGUUUGGGAUUUUCCUACUUCAGCAGCAGUAAUACCUAGAAGAUUACUUGAAGAGCACGACUUUGAGGAAGAGGUUGCGAGAUUUCUGGAGAUGGCCAGCAAAGAAAAUAUCAAGAGAUUUUCUUAUCAGGUUUUGAAAGCCAGAACCAAAGUCCAGGAAACCCGGAACUCAGUUGAUCCUGCUCUCAUUACAGGUAUGUUUAUGACUAUCCUUAAAGUACACGGUAAGUCUUGCGAUCUUCCACUACUCCGAAAACGUGUUAGAGACGAUGUUUGCUCGAGUGGGCAAGCAGCCAAGCUACCUUGGCGUCGUUCCCCUUUUUGGCUACUUCUUCGAGUAGCGAUUGAACGACAGCUUUCAAACAUUAUGAGUCCGGAGCUUGGUAUAGCUCAGUAUAAGCUUUUACAGUGUCUAGUUCAUGCUCGACUUCUCGAAAAAUGCGUCGCCUCAGAUGAGUUAGACCACGAGCUCCUAUUUCAUCUGCACAAAAAGUUAAUUAGACGCAUCGACAAACUUAGCAGCUACGAAAAUAGACUUGAUGAUUCAAGCGUCAGCUAUUACAGGCAACUUUGGGAAAAUAUCGAGCCAUUAAUCAAAUCAAUAUCAACAAGUGCAAUUGAUAAAAUAUCAAAUCAAUGGGAAAGUUAUAAGACGUUUUUAGGGAAUCAGAAUGAGAUCAAAUUUCCACGGGGAGUUGCACAGUUUCACUGUAAAAUUCAACUGGCCAAUAGUCAAACAUAUAUCGAUCAGGUUUUAAGCUUUCGUGAUAAUUACCCGGAAACUCCCACUUCAUGCCUGGAUAAUCUAAAGAAGGCGGAAUCAUCAUUUUCCUUUCAAUUUGUUGACAAAUAUCAAAAGCUUGCUGAGCACGAAGUAUUAUUAGUGACAGAAAAUAAAAAACUGUUGCCAAAUACCAAAGCCGAUUUAAAAAAAAAGCGCUGUUUUGUUAUAGCAGAAGAUAUUCAAAACUAUAUUACGAAAGUUGGAAUUCAUUACGAUAAAGUACCUGUGCAAAAAAGUAAAAUGUUGCUCUUAAUACUUGAACUUUGGAUGGGUUUGGAUAAACUAACUUUAGAUCUCUUCCCAUUACUCAGGGAAUACAGCCCUAAGCUCACUCAUAACAUUACAGAUGUAUUACAGUUGGUGGAAAUUAAAGAUUUUGAUCGUUUGGAUAUAAUACGAAAAUAUCUUAUUAAGAGGUCAGAUGAAUGCUAUCAAACUACCAACUCUAUUUUCGACAAGCCAGACGAGAGCUGCUUUGCCGUCAGAUAUUUUGAUAGCUCCAAAAAAGAUUCGGAUUUAAGAUCACUUCUUUCACAAAUCGAACGAGAUGCUGAAGGGAAAAAACUGCAAAAGAAAAGAGAUCUUUCUUCAUUAUCAAGUGAUUAUAAUCAGAUGGUCGAGAAAGAAUUGGUGCUUUCUCAUGCAGAUACAAGUUCUAAUCACUGGAAAUACUGUAGCAAGUGCCGUCUGAGAACAAAAAUUAAGAAGACAUCAAUUGAUGUCUUUGAGUGGCCACUUCCUGUAUGCGAAAUUCAGAAAAAAACAGUAGUGUUUGAGCUCUUAUGUCCAGAAGUAUUUUCGGUUUAUAGAGAAACACUAUGGAGCAUCAUUUCCUGCUUCGCGAUGGAUAAAUACCAAAGCUGUAGCACACGAAAGGUGGCGUUUGAACUGAAAAAUUAUCAAAAAUUAUCCCAAUAUAAAAAAUCUACAAGAUCUUGCAAACUUGAAUUAGUAUCUUCGACAAAAACAUUCUCAAUGACCAAUUUUUCAAAGGUUAAACUACCUGUUGAUUUGGCUGAUAUAAUUGUCCCUAAUGCAGCCAAUUACACAUAUUACGAUACUUCUAAAAUGUUUUGGACUGAUCAGAUUCCAGAACUAACAUUUUCACACCACAGUAAGCUGUUAUUGCCUGAAAACUCCAUUUAUGCAUCGCUUAAAACAUCACCCUACUUUGCAGUAGAUCAGAAAUCAUUGACAUCUUACUCAAUUGCUGCAAGUCGCGCAUCGUGUCCUAAUACUGCUACUAUUCAGGAAUACCUAUCGCUACAAACCCUACAUUUAGGGUAUGAGCACCGCUGGCCUCACAUGUUGAUAGAGUUGGGCUCAUCGAAUAUAAAUUUAAGCACUGAAGCCGCAAGUUCAGUAAUAAAUCUUUUGGCACUGCAGGCAGGUCCAUACAGUAAAACAGACAUCCGCGGUGGUGUUCACAAAAUAUUCUCAAACCAAAAUUUUUGUAAAAGGCUUUUGGAAUUGAUCUCAACGCGGCUAAGAAAUAUAUCAUCAAAACUAAAAGCAAAAGAGAUUUACUGUAUGGAUACUCUCAUUACUCUUUCGCUCAGGUUGUAUGAGUUUGCAGCCUCUGAAUAUAGAAGAGAAAGCCUGGAAUUGAUUGAGCUAGCUCGCGAGAUUACAUGGGAAUGGCAUACUAAAUCCAAGUAUGAAAAAUGGAACUCUCACGGACUUCAUUACAAUCAAAGUGGAAGACCUCACUACAGUGUAUGGUCUUCGCUUCUUUUUAGGCGUACCUUUAUUGUUCUUCAAAAUAAUUCCAUAAUAUCCGAGGACCUAGCUUCCAGGUACUUAGAAACUUCAAUUUCCAUUAACGACUCCAUUAAAGAUGAUAUCUCGGACCUUCCAUUAUCACUGAAAGCAGCUUAUAUCCGCGAUUUCAAUUUAGCCCACAUUCUGAAACCACUGCUAAAUCUAAGCUUGAGCACGAAAGUAAUCAGAGACGGGAUUGUUGCCCCUUUAUUCGGGAAUAAUUGUCACUCGGAAAAUAUUGAGUAUAAAAAUUUAUCUGGACUUUACAAUUGGUGGAUCAAGAUUCUGGUCAGGCUAGAUCUGUCAUCAGAAUUUAACGGGAUAGAAUUUUACUAUAGCUUGCCCACAGGACUUGUUCAAUUCAAAGAUAAGGCAAAAAAACAAAUCCCGGGUUACUUAAAGAAGAGUGCUAUAUUGCAGCACCUUCCCAAUCUUGACCACGUAACUCUAUUACCUUCAUGUCGGUAUGGUAUGGACUACCAAGUCAAUGGAAUUAAUGACAAUCAAGAAAUACAUAUCAAGAUACAAAAUGAGGAUACUAUAUUUCAACUUGUUGAAGGAGAGGACAUCAUGGAAUUAAUUCCCGCAAAGAAGUUCAUAGGUGUGAAGAAUGAUCUACCCUCAAAUUUAAUAAAUGAUCAUGUACACUGGCUUCACUUAAAAGAUUAUAAAAUUGAAAUUCGACCCAUAUCACAACCGCUGAAACAUAUGUCAUCAAAUUGGAUUAUUGAUUUAUCUACACGGCUAGCUACACAGAACUUUAAACGAAGUACCAAAACUUUACUUGAUCCUAACUCUCUUUUAUUUAAAGCCAUAAGUCGAAUUCUCAAACAUGUCGAAAAUCCAAAUGAAAUUAUGGCCUGGAGAAAUGAAUAUAACAGACUAAAAAUUUCACUAAAUCGUCUCAAGCUUGAAUUUCAUGUCAAUAGUAAUAGAACGUUAGAAUGCCCACAGUUAGAGUCGCAGAUUGAUUCGAAUCAGGACAUUGGCACGUGGUAUGGUCUUGAAUCCAAGCUAGUGCUGCGCGAAGUUAUUUACCAUAAUUUCGAUUCUAUACCAACAAUAAUGUUGACCGAAAAUCGAUGCGUUUUAGUUCCCAUUGGUGAAAUUUUAUACGAACGAUCUGGGCCUCAUGUAAACGUUAAAUUUACUAAAUCAGGUAAUUAUGCCCGGUUCUCAGUCAAUAAUAUCUUGGGGCGCAUUGAAUCGGUAGAUCCCAAUCAAGAAUAUCUUAAAGCACUUAUUCACGCAUCUACGUCUUCACUACAACCGGAUCCAUUGACAAACCGCACUGGAAUUGAAGAGGCAUUCCAUAUACUUAAUUCUGGUCUGAGCCAACCAGCUAUGCCCAUAUCUAUCCUACAAAGUAAAACGUUGGAGAAAAUAGCAAGAUUAAGUCCUCGUAGAGAUUUCUAUCCUGAGAACACUAAGCUUAUGCAAAUGACUGUUUGGAAAACGGACCUUACUAUAUGCAUUCAGCACGAUGGACUUAGAACCGCUGUCGACCAAAUUUUUCAGAAAUCUCAGGAGCUGACUACAUUCUAUGAAGGAAUUGGACCCUUGAAUAAUUAUCCCAAAAAUGGAGAAAAUUGCUUGAACUCACGUAGUUGGAGAAGAAGAAGUCUUUACGAAAGACCUAGCCUCGCCACUGCAACAAUUACUAUGGAGAAAGUAUAUCCAGGACGCCCACUUAGUUUGUUUAGAAACCAGAUGGAGAUUGUUCGUAAAUGUGCUGAUGAUAUCCGUGAAUGGAAAUAUCAUAAGAAUCACACAAGAAAACUUCAUGAUGUUCUAACGGACUGGUCCAAUUUUCAAGGGCUUGGUCAACCGUUUAAUAAAGUAUAUUUGUCAGAACUUUGUUCACUUGAUGUUUCGGACAAUUGGGGGCCGCUACUACAUGUGGUUAGAAAUAUUGAUCAAAGCAACAAGUUCAAAUUAACUUUUCUUCUUGGGGUCAUCUUAUUUGGAGAAAGGGCAGAUACUGAUGCUAUCAAUUUCUUAGUAGCAUACGCCGUUUCUGACAAGUUGAAAAAUUUGGAACCACCCAUAUGGUCAUUCUAUGAAAACUUCCGAAAAGAUGACAAGCUCAGCCUCACAACAAUACUCAAACUUAUGAGAUCAAAUGACGAUUUUUUUGAUGAGAUCGUUAGUCAAAAGGAAUCACAAAGAUUCGCAAAGUUCUUACUCGAACAAUGGCCUUGCGAGGAACCAACAGCAGAUGACUUUAUCGAUGCAGAUGAAAUUGACGUUGAUGAGCUCUUAAAGCGAAUACGACCUGAAUGGCGCCGAGCUUAUAAGAAUUUUGAUCUUUCCAUAUAUUUAUCACAUGUCCAGAUAUUUAUUGAUGAAUUUAAUUAUCCUCAAAAAUGCUUUCCAGAUAUCAAUUCAGAAAUAAAUCAGCUCGGGAAGAAAUUUUUACUUGAGGAUACAGUUAGGAUAGAAUUACCAUCAAUUUCGGAUCUACUGAAGAAAAAUAUUAGUGAUGAGAACAAUGAAAGCAGAGAUUCUAAGGAUCUGGUGAUGCGAUACUUUUCUGAAUGCUACGUGCGGAAUCUCACAUAUUCCGAGCAGUCUGAGACCUUAUCAAAAUCAAAAUCAAUUCCAGAGAUAAAUGAUUUACACAAGAUUAUUUCAAACGAGCGUCUUUUUAAUUCAGAUGUAGAAAAUGCUUAUGCAAAAAAUCUGUUAGAAAGUCUACAUGCAUUGGAGGAACAAGGACGUAAACUUCAUGGAAAUCCAGAGCUCGAUUUUAAUGAGAUCAAUCAACUAAUUGACGAGGCAAGUCAUAUUGUCAACGGUAGAGUUUGUAAAUUGGAUUACCUAUGUUACCUUGUCAACCCUAUCCGAACAGAAUGGCUUAAAUUGGCAGGUCUAUGGCCUUGCAUGCAACCAGUUAGUCUACUAGAAACGAUUAGAUCAAUUUCGAAAUAUGAAUUCGGAGAAAACGUUAAAGAAUUGAUUGUUGAGUGCGCUAUCUCAAUCACUAGGCUUCAAAAACUUUACCGCAUAAGACGUGCACUUUUGAAAAGAAAAACCCAAACUUUACAAGAAGAAUUGGAAAAUUUGGGUCACACAAAUUGGGAACCGACUCAAAAGCCUGACUGGCUAUUAUUAGAGAUUGAUAGUAAUAUUUUAAUACGACCUGGUCAGGUUGAUGUAGCCAACGCAACAAUAUCUCCUGACAGUGCCAACAAUUCAGUUCUCCAGAUGAACAUGGGACAGGGGAAAACUUCUUGUAUAAUGCCAAUGGCCGCUGCAACUCUGGCUGACGGAAACAAUUUAAUGAGAGUCAUUGUCACGCAAGCUCUCUUAAUGCAAACAACACAACUUCUCCAGACAAGGCUCGGAGGCCUCGUAGGGCGAGAAAUAAAACAUGUGCCUUUUUCUAGAAAACUCUCUAGUAUUUCGGGGAUAUCAAAAAAAUUUAGAGAGCAACUACAAUCCAUUCAAAUAUCGGCAGGUAUUUUAAUUGCUCAACCAGAUCACAUAUUAUCAUUUAAGCUAUCAGGUGAUCAAGCUAUAUUAGAUGGAAAGUUUGCAGAGGCUGAAGAGAUGAUCGAGGUCCAAAAUUUCGUUGCAAAGAAUUGUCGUGAUGUAAUUGAUGAAUGCGACGAAAUUUUGUCGGUCCGAAAUCAACUUAUCUACCCUUCUGGCACGCAUAAAGCCAUUGAUGGCAACCCAAACCGCUGGGAAAUCAUUGAAAACCUACUCGAGCAGGUUAGCUUUCACCUGAAAAACAUUGAAACUCAAAAUCCAGGUAGUGUUUCUAUCACCAAUAAAGGAUCCGGUAACUUCCCAUUAUUCUUCUUUGUGAACGAGGAGAGUGAGGAGCAACUAUUGGCAAGAUUGGUAGAAGAUAUUUGUUCGGGUUACAGUCAAAUAAUCACUAGGUUUGAGCCAGACAAUCAGAACACGAUCAGGGACUUUAUAUCAAAAAGUUCAAUACCAGAAAGUACCGUUAAUAAAGUCGAGCUCUUGUCCGAGAUGGACCCAACCUUCCGAAAAGCACUAUAUUUACUCAGAGGUCUAUUGGCGUACCAAGUUUUAAUCGCUUCACUUAAAAAGCGUUGGAACGUUCAGUAUGGCCUUCAUCCAAAUAGAGAACCUCUUGCAGUUCCGUACUAUGCGAAAGGAUGCCCAAGUGAGAAUUCAGAAUGGGGCCAUCAGGAUGUUGUUAUAAUCUUGACAUGUCUAUCUUUCUAUUAUGAAGGAAUCAAAACUGAUCACCUCAAGGAGAUAUUUAGACAUAUUCGCGAGACUGGCGAUCCUAUUCAGGUAUAUAAUCAACUUACACAAGACUCUAAUCUACCUGCUCCUCUUCGAAAUUGGAGUGCAAUAACUGUCGAAGAUGAGACACUGCUCGAGGAAAUUUGGCGAUUUAUACAUCUCGAUAUCAACAUCAUUAAGUUCUAUUUGAACAACUGUGUUUUCCCAAGGUUCCUCAAGCAGUUUGAAUACAGAAUUCAGGCUUCAAGCUGGGAUAUUCCUUCAAUGGCCUGGAAUCACUCUGAAGAAGUAGGAAUCAAUACAUGUCCUCUGACAACCGGCUUUAGUGGAACAAAUGAUUGGAAAGACUUACUUCCAAUGACAAUUUUUCAAAAAGAUUUGCCUGUAUUGUCACGCACAAAUGCUGAGGUAUUGACAUACCUUUUAACGAAUCGAAAUAGAACUUAUCAUUUUGCAGCUGACUCAGCAGGGAAUCGUCUAUCUGAACUUGAUCUACUUAAGAAAGUAUCAGGCCAAAAUAUUAAGAUUUUGCUUGAUGCUGGUGCGCAAAUAAUGGAACUAAACAAUGAAGACCUGGUAAGGUCUUGGCUUUCCAUUGAUGAAUUUGCACUAGCAGCUUUUUACUUCGACAACAACAAUAGACCGCAGAUAAUGUAUCGCGGAGGAAGAAAGGUGCCAUUCCAGGCAUCGCCAUUUGUUGAUAAUCUCGGAAGGUGCCUCGUUUAUCUAGACCAGCUUCAUACCCGUGGUACAGACUUAAAAUUCCCCCCUCAUGCGAAGGCAGCCCUGACACUAGGACCAAACCAGACUAAGGAUCACACAGUUCAAGCUGCAAUGAGAAUGCGUCAACUAGGGAGCACGCAAUCCAUUGAAUUUUUUGCCCCACCAGAAGUACAUCGCAGCAUUCUCAAUCUUCAGAAAAAUGCUCUGGAAUAUAAGAAAAUAACCUCGUUUGAUGUCAUUUGUUGGCUACUUAAGCAGACAUGCCUGGGAAUAGAAACCCUCUUACCUUGCUACUGCGUACAAGGAUUUGAGUUCUGUCAACGAACACAAGCGGUACUAACAUACCCAAAGGUUUUUGAUCCUAACAGUUCAGACUCGAAAAAUUAUUUGCGUGUAAUUCGACAUGUAGAAGAUCACCAAUUAGAAAACUUGUACGGAACAAAAAGAAUACCCAAAAAAUUUUCAUCAAUCAAUAAAAUUCCUAAAAUUACAAAUUUCAGUCAAAGGUUGCAGGAAAUAGAUAGAAUACGUCAAGAUUCGAGUGGAGGCCACGUUAACUCAGCCCUUCAGGAAGUAGAACAAGAGCGGCAAAUUGCCAAUGAAGUUGUGAAUGUUCGACAUGUUCAAAUACCUACUUUUUAUCAGCCGCUUAAAUUCUUACGUCUCGAUAAAGAUUUACUUAAUUUUGUGCUGAAUGGUAUUAUUACGCCUGAUGCUCGUGGUUAUGAGUUAGCUUUUGAAUACAUUGCUAGAACCUCAAUUGGGAGAAAAUAUGUAUUUGACCAAUCAGCUACAUCUCAGAAACUGUAUAUCUCGGUUGAAUUUGGAAAAACUGUUCAUCUAGUUUCCCACAGCCGCGCAGAUCAUUUAUAUCGCCCUGUCCAUUGGAUUUUGUGGAGUCCCCACAAUAAAGUUGCUAUGGUUAUAAUUCCAGAGGAGAUGGAACUGAUAAUGCCAUUUCUCAGGGAUGGAAGAUCUGUCGUUCAUCUUCUUUCCUAUGCUACUCCUUUGACAAAAGAAAUGUUAUCAUUUAAUGAUAUGAAUAAUUUUGUUGUUCCACCCCUUCCAACAACUUGGGAGGCUCCUAUAUGGUUGCGAAUUGAAUUAGGAAUUCUCUCAGGACGACUUUAUUUCGACUCUUUUGAGUGUACUGACAUUCUAAAUUAUUUAGGUGUGCAAGAACAAGACGGGAGGAUCAUUGAGAUACACGAAGACUUCCCGGAUCUUUUAGCAUUAAAAUCACUCUCGCUGGCGGAAAGAAGAUGUCAUUUCACGUCGGAACCCCUCCAAUUCCUUCAAGAGUGGCUUUCACUUCGCUACAAUGGCCAAGAUUUUUCCCAUACUCCCAUGGGUCACAUCUGCAAAGGAAAAGCUUUACCAGUUGACUAUCCAUACACCUCACGCAUUUCGAAAGAGGACGUGAAUGAAUCCGAGCCAUUUAUCUACACAAACGUUCUUAAUAAACAAGCCGAAGAAUACGAGGAAUUUUUCGAUGAAUCUGAGUUUGAAUUUUUAGAGUAUGACAACAAAGAGAAUCCAACGUGUAAUUAUGAAGAAGAUUUGCUGAAUUUUUCACCGUCUGACGAAGAUAUCUGA
Molecule: messenger RNA, 9516 nt
Organism: Blumeria graminis f. sp. triticale
Lineage: Eukaryota; Fungi; Ascomycota; Leotiomycetes; Helotiales; Erysiphaceae
Source: the annotation of a GenBank genome assembly